This is a messenger RNA of Acanthopagrus latus (yellowfin seabream), 4046 nucleotides long. It is a transcript of the gene phc3a, whose product is annotated as polyhomeotic homolog 3 (Drosophila). The transcript is spliced from 15 exons. Gene Ontology annotation, molecular function: zinc ion binding; protein binding. NCBI's taxonomy places the organism in Eukaryota, Metazoa, Chordata, Actinopteri, Spariformes, Sparidae. Bases 619 to 3447 code for a protein of 942 amino acids. The record is from RefSeq and is a predicted model, not a curated record. Gene Ontology annotation, cellular component: PRC1 complex; nucleus.
AUGCAAACAAUGGAUUAGGCCCACGUGACUCGAUAGUAGGUUAAUUACUCAAAUGACUCUGUCAGUUUGAAGCAGCUCCAAUUCUGAUUUACUUAAUAUUGUUGUUGCAAAUGACUGAUGCAGUUGACAAACAUGGGACGAAAACAAACCCAUAGCAGGGAAUAUUGUGGAGUUAAUGAAUAUCUGUGAAAUCAGCGGGCUGUGUCCCGACGCAUAUCUCUGUGUCCAGCCUCGCGGUUUUACCUGACAAAGCCCUGAAAGCUCAUAUAUUUAAAGCCUUUCACCAGACGUCAGUCAGGGCGGAUAACAGCACAAUCUGAAGCCCGUCAAACAUCUCCGGGACUCUCCGUGCGGUGACUCCCCGCCUGUGGAAGGUCCUCCCGCACUGCGAGCGGUGCUGUGUCAAGGCUGUUUUUACUGCCUGCUGCUGCUGCUGCUAUGUAGCGUCUGGUUUUUUUUUAAAUCUCCAUUUUAGACAGAACUGACGCAUCAGUGGGCUUCAUGACUGGGACAGUGUGCCGGGGUCUGGUCCGCUACUGAUGGCUCCUGUCUAUCAAUAACAGGCAGGUAACGCCGACAAGAGUUUCCUCAUUACUGAAUCUGAGUGUGACCUGGGAGAUGGAUAGACUGAGCCCAGGAGAGAAGCGGGCAGACACUAACAGGACUGUGGCCUCCACCACCACCCCCACCACAUCAGCAGCCGUCACCAUGGCAACAGUCAGCCCCAGCAGCAGCACCACCACCACUUGCACCCAGCCGCCCUCAACUUCCCUCAGCAUCAUCUCACCCGACAGACAGGCAGUCCAGGUUAUCCAGCACGCCAUCCACAGACCUCAGAGCAUGGCGGCCCAGUACCUGCAUCAGAUGUACGCAGCCCAGCAGCAGCACCUCAUGCUGCAGACAGCGGCCCUGCAGCAGCACCAGCACACGCCCCACCUGCAGAGUCUGGCCACCAUACAGCAGGCUUCAGUCUGUCAGAGGCAGUCACCUUCAUCAUCCAGCAGCGGUUUGCUUCAUCAGCCUGCUGGUGUUUCCCAAAACUCAAUUACCUUGCCGGCAUCUCAAGUGACGGCCCAGCUCAUUGGCCGGACUCAAACGUCCAGCUCUACCGGUGCUGCAGCCACAAUAUCCCAGCAGGCCAUGCUCCUGGGAAACAGACCGCCCAACUGUAACCAAGCUCAGAUGUACCUUCGCACUCAGAUGCUCAUUCUCACCCCUGCAGCCACGGUGGCUGCAGUUCAGUCAGACCUCCCUGCUGUCACCUCCUGCUCCUCUUUACCUACCUCCUCUCAGGUGCAGAAUCUAGCUCUGCGCGCUCACCUACCUGGAGCUCUGGCUACAGCCCACGGUGUGAUUUUAAAGCCAUCCACCCAGUCCCAAACCCUGACCCCGGCCGCAUCUUUAUCCAAGACGCCAAUCUGCUCUCUGAAGACCAACCAGCUGACGGACACCUCAACAGAAACAGGACCGGCUGAUGUCACCCGGCUGGCCUCAGGGCCUAAGAUUAUAACCCCAGCCUACUCUCCAGUACAGACCCACGCUCUUGUCAAGCAGCAGCUGUCCUGUCCACCGGGCCAGCGGGUGGCGCACCACCAGCUCAUCGUCCAGCAGGCCGCAGGAGGAGCUCCAAACCACAGACAGCUCCAGCCCAUUGCCCUCAGAGUCGCACCUCAAGACACUAACUCCAACCCUCUCCCCCUUUCAAUUAAAAGACUGACCAGCAAUCAGUCCCAAAACAACAAUGACUCCCGAGCCCCUUCUUCUUCUUCUUCUUCUUCUUCUUCUUCUUCCUCCUCUGUCACCAGCGCGUUUGCAUCCUCAGCUCAGACCUCAAUUCCAGCUGCCACCGUUCAGCCUCAGCCUCCUCCUCUAGUGGCCGCUCCGCAGCGUCGGACCUCAUUCCCACAAGUACAGAACCAGCGUCCACCUCCUCCUCCACCUCUGGUUCUCCCCAAACUGCCCCAGAACCCCCCAGCCUCCCUCCAGAGGCUAUCCCUGCACUCGGUCCAGGCUUUGGCCGUCCAGUCGGGACGGGUGAUGCUGACGGAGCAGGAGCUGCCUGUAGCGGAGGCUCUUGUCCAGAUGCCCUACCAGAACCUCCCACCUCCUCAGACGGUGGCUGUUGAUCUGAAAGUGCAUCCGGUCAGACGCAGUGAAACUCCAUCGUCGGGGCAAACGUGCAAAGUGAACGGACUGAUUGCUGAGGGGAGGAAAGAGGAACGUCCCCACAGUCCACAGAGAGACAGGACCCCAAAACCUCUCAGUGGGCCUCCUAAACAGAACGGUUCAGCAGUGAUGGGCUCAUCCUCCAUCAUAUCCAGUCACUCGGUGAUCAGGUCACCAGUGGUGGAAGAGCCGUCCCAGCUCACCACAACCAGCAGCAACAACAGCAGCAACCCUCCUCCUCCGUCUCCUCCUCUACCUCCUCCCAUCAUGCCUGCAGCAGUACGAGGCCCCAGUCAGCCCCCCUCAUCUCCAGCCAGCGUCCCAGGGAGCCCCGAGAGGAUACUCACCACACACGUCCUUACACACCUCGUAGAGGGCUUCGUUAUCCGGGAGGGCCUGGAGCCAUUCCCGGUGGUGCCCUCAUCAUUGUUAGCCGACCAGCAGGCUUCACUUCCUGAAUGUCAGGAGAUACAAACCAACGGGGACGCAGCUGCAGAGGACAGUCCGCUGGAUGCUGACCAGUCGGAUUCGACUGACUCGGAGAUGGAAAACGACGGCCCUGCAGCAGAUGUUGCAGAGCUGGGGGAGAGCGUGGCAGACAUGCUGCAGUGUGAGUUCUGUGGCAGCAGAGGUUACGCUCACACGUUCCUGCGCUCCAAACGCUUCUGCUCCAUGACGUGCGUCAGAAGGUUCAGUGUGAGUUGCACCAAGCGUAUCACCAUGCUGAGGGCCGGUCGCUGGGGUCACAGGCCUGCGGGCAGGAGAGGUCGACCCCCCAGCAGAGUCAACGGAGCCUCCAGAGAACAUUUUCGGAGACAGGCGCGUGGGUCGUUCGGCUUGGAGGAGGCCCAGGAAGACCAGGAGGAAGAGGAGGACGAUGAGCCUCCUGUCCCCAUGACAACCAGGCUCCGUAAACAGGCUGAGAGAGUGCGAGAGAGGGAGCAGGAGAGGGAGGAGGAGGAGAGGGAGCAGGAGAGGGAGGAGGAAAGGGAGGAGGAGGAGGAGGAGGGGGAGGAGGAGCAGGCGAUGACAGAAACAAUCACUGUCUCUGACGGAGAAGAAGACGACAGCUGUCCGUCUCAGUGGAACGUAGAACAAGUGUUUUCCUACAUCAACUCCCUGCCAGGUGGUCAGGACGUAGCCGAAGCGUUUCGCUCCCAGGAAAUCGACGGGCAGGCUCUGCUGCUCCUGACAGAGGACCACCUGGUCAGCACCAUGAACCUUAAACUGGGACCUGCACUGAAACUCUGCGCCCACAUUAACUCUCUGAAAGACGCAUAAACAGUUCACAUUCCUGCUCUCAAAGAAUGGAUUUGUGCUGAUCCGGAUCAGGAUGAAGCACCGUCCAUCUUUUAAGUUCUCUCACCUGGACUUGGACUCAUACAAAGAGCGGCUCGUGAAUGCACAGCCCGACGUUUUUUGUUUUUUUUUCUUCUUCUUUUUUUCUUGACACCACUGCCGGAGAUUUCACUCCUGACGCCUCCAGCUGUUCCAGCUGUUAGUCCACACACUGUCUGAGCUGACUUCAACACACAGACGAUCAGCUCUCUCUGUCUCCUCUCAUUAUCCCAUCGUAGUGAUUGUAGCAGUUUGAGUCCGGUUAUCCAUUUGUUUCAAAAUGGUUUUAAAAAGUCCUUUGUAUCAUUUGUAAACAAACAAACAAACAAAAAAAAAAGACUUUAAAGUCACACAUAAUUGUAUAAUCUCAAAGUUUACAAAAACAGAAUAUGACCUGCUAUCUUUCAGAUGACAUUUGAUACACUUAUCAGCAAACACACAGCUGUUUGACUUCUGGAAACAAACAGAUGACAAGGUUGUUAUUUAUGAAUUAUUUAUUAUUGCCAUGGUUAAUAUACAAAUAAAAAUGUGAAAAUAUUGUG